AUGGCGCCACUUCCUACGAUCUACGUGCGCGAGUCUGUCGCUUCCGGUGCAGAUUCCCUCGAUGAACGGUCUGUCCCAGGCGAGGCCGCAACCACUCGUCCUUCCUCUCUUGAGCCGCGAGAAAGGAUACCAGAACUCGACGAAGGCACUACCCUACCGCCCAAAUUCGCCGGAUCUGAUAACGCUCACGACUCGCCCCUUUCUGGGUAUGACAUUUCUAAAAGAACUCUACAUGCUCGUGAAGAUCCCCUUCCAGAUUACAUUGAUCAUUGCGAACUUCAUGGGCCUGGCAUAAAAUGUGUUCGAAAGCCUGGUGUUCCCACUGGUCGACCUAUUAUUGCUGACCCCCCCGGUUUUUUUCCGUAUGGAUAUGGACCUUCUGAGACUUCCAAUGGCCUACCUGUUAUUGGUGGUCCUGAUCUACCGGUUAAGGAUAGUCGACAUUCUGGUCCACCUUCUGAUGUUGGUCAACCUUAUGGCGGUGGUCCACCUUCUGAUGUUGGUCAACCUUAUGGCGGUGGUCCACCUUCUGAUAUUGGUCGACCUUCUGGUGGUGGUCGUAGACCUCAACCCAUGACACACGAUCCUGCAAUUGAUCUCACACCUGGCAGGGUACCGAUGGGUGAGGUUGGACCACCCGGGCCCUCAUUCAUGAACAGAUACGGGAACAUGAUCUAUAUCGGUCUCGGUGUCAUCGCUGUUGCAGGUGCUGGCUAUUUUGGUUUCAAUUUUUGGAAGAAGAAGAAGGCUGCUGCUUCUGAAGCUGCAGAGUAA
Molecule: messenger RNA, 774 nt
Organism: Fusarium poae
Lineage: Eukaryota; Fungi; Ascomycota; Sordariomycetes; Hypocreales; Nectriaceae
Exons: 1
Coding region: 1-774 (257 amino acids)
Source: RefSeq, a predicted model, not a curated record